CGUGUUAUUCAUAAAUGAUGUUGAUUAUGUUUACAUCUUCUUUCCUUCUUUUAUUAUUAUUACAUUCUUUUCUACUUUUCAUAUUAUUCUAGUUCACGAGCUUGUAAUCUGAUAUAAUGUUCUUUCAUUUGAUUUGAAUAAUUUUUUAGUGCCAAAUCUCAACAAAAUCUCGUUUAUCUCUUCUCGUGAUAAUCCAUUGUAGUUUAUCCCUUAAUACAUAGUAACAUGUGAUUAAUAUGGUUUCAAAUAAGAAGAUUAUCUUUAAGUUAGCUUAGACAUCAUUAACAACAAGACUACAAGACAAAUUAUUUCAUAUACUCUAAUUUCCAACCAGAUGGCUGAAUAUCACUGCUAAAAACACUUAAACAUGUAGAAUGCAUGUGGAAAAAUGUGCCUAACUUGAGUUCCAUGUGGAAUUAGCUCUGACAUUCGUACUUUUCCACGUAUGUUUGAGCAUCAACAAGGGGAAUUCAAUAAGAAAUAGGUUGCAGAUUGCCAGAUUAUCUUAACAAUGAUCAAAGAAAGCUUACAACUUAUGUAUACUUUACCUAAACAAGUAGCUGGCCUAAACCUUUUUCCUUCCAGUGUAAUAACAUCCAAAUUGUGAUUCUUCUUCUGCUAGACUUAACACUAAAAGCUGUAGGUUAAAAAAGUAAUCCUGUUUCUUUUAAAGAAGAAAGAGAAUUAAGAGUAUCCACACAAUCAAACUAAUGUGAUAUUAGUUCUUCAACAAGGAUAAUUCUAAAUGACUUGCCACAGCUAACCAACUAGUGCAAAUCAAUCACUAGCUACAAAUCCAAUGCAUGUAAAUCAUCCAAGUAACACAUCUUGUUAUUACGUGUUGUACAUAUACUUUUAUCGAAGUAGUCCUUUACACUCAUGCAACUAACAUUCAAUCACUUGUCAUCCCAUUGCAUAAGAGUUUGUUAUUUAUAAAAGAUACCAUUAUUUGAAAGUAUCGGUUCCAUCAGAAGUGCCUCUCUGCAUAAAAAUGUGCUCACUUGAUUAAAACAACUACUACCGAGACACUUACACAAUAAAGGAACAAGCAUAUCAAUAUACAAGCAUACAUCCAUUCAUGAGCACAUACAAGAAGAUAUGCAUACGCAUGCAAACAUAAGUCCAUCAGAAGCAUCAUUACGAGACAAAGUUCAGGGGCAAGAAUGAAGAUUCUCAGACUGAUGUAGAACUGAUGAAAGACAUGGGCAUGGAUGCAUACAGGUUCUCUAUAUCAUGGCCAAGGAUCUUCCCAAAUGGAACUGGAGAACCAAAUCCAGAAGGAAUACAACAUUAUAAUAGUGUCAUAAAUACUUUGCUAGAAAAAGGUAUACAACCAUAUGUGACACUCUAUCACUGGGAUCUUCCUCAGGCAUUACAAGAUAGAUAUGGUGGAUGGUUGAACAAACAAAUAAUCAAGGACUUCGAUCAUUUUGCCCAUACUUGCUUCAAAGCUUUUGGAGAUAGAGUGAAGCAUUGGAUUACCUUUAAUGAGCCACACGGUCUCUCGAUUCAAGGUUACGACAAUGGAGUGCAAGCUCCAGGAAGGUGCUCUAUCCUAUCUCACUUGUUAUGUAGAGAGGGUAAAUCAUCAACUGAACCAUACAUUGUUGCUCACAACAUCCUACUAUCUCACGCUGCUGCAUUUCACACCUACAAGUGCCAUUUUAAGGAAAAGCAGGGGGGGUUUAUUGGGAUUUCCUUAGAUUCCAAGUGGUAUGAAUCGAUAUCUGAUGCUGAUGAAGACAUUGAUGCAGCUCAAAGAGCAAUGGAUUUUGAACUUGGAUGGUUCUUGGAUCCCUUAAUCUUUGGGCACUAUCCUCUCUCAAUGCAGAGUCUUGUAGGCGACAGACUGCCCCAGUUUUCAACAGAGAUGUCAAAAUUAUUAGUCGGUUCACUGGAUUUUGUAGGAAUAAAUCACUACACAUCAUUAUAUGCUAAGAACGACAGAAUCAAAAUAAGAAAGCUUAUUUUGAGCGAUGCUUCAAGUGAUGCUAAUGUUAUCACAACUCCUUUUAGGCAUGGAAAACUAAUUGGAGAAAGAGCGGCAUCCCGCUGGUUGCACAUAGUACCAUGGGGUAUCCGCAAGUUAAUGAAACAUGUUAAGGAAAAAUAUGGAAACCCACUAGUUAUUAUAACAGAAAAUGGUAUGGAUGAUCCGAACAGACAUUUUGUGAGCUUAGACAAAGCACUGCAAGAUGAUAAGAGGAUACGCUACCAUGAUGACUAUCUCUCAAACUUACUUUCUGCAAUAAGGGAGGAUGGAUGCAAUGUCGGUGGUUACUUCGUAUGGUCGCUGCUCGAUAACUGGGAAUGGAACUCGGGAUACACUGUCCGGUUCGGCCUCUAUUAUAUUGACUAUAGAAACAACCUCACAAGAAUACCAAAAGCUUCAGCUCGAUGGUUUAAACAAGUUCUGCAGAAAACAUAUAAGUGAUAUCAAACAGCUUCUUCAUCGGAAUGUUUUCAUAUUUUUAUUAUACCAACAUUGUAAAUUGUUGCACACUAUCUCCACAAAAUUCAUGAGAUGGAUGACCCUUCUCUAUUGUUAUUAGAAAAUGAGCAUUUGUUCGAGAACUCUAAUUCCGACACCUUGUGUAUUGAAAGUGGCUCAAUUUGUAAGCAAAAUUAGAUUUUUCGACCUCCGAAGAACAAAAUCUUCAACA
Messenger RNA from Ananas comosus (pineapple), 2663 nucleotides. RefSeq names its product beta-glucosidase 25. Bases 1193 to 2434 code for a protein of 413 amino acids. Lineage: Eukaryota; Viridiplantae; Streptophyta; Magnoliopsida; Poales; Bromeliaceae. The record is from RefSeq and is a predicted model, not a curated record. Gene Ontology annotation, biological process: carbohydrate metabolic process. The transcript is spliced from 11 exons. Gene Ontology annotation, molecular function: beta-glucosidase activity.